This is a messenger RNA of Rotaria sp. Silwood1, 1596 nucleotides long. Lineage: Eukaryota; Metazoa; Rotifera; Eurotatoria; Philodinida; Philodinidae. The record is from the annotation of a GenBank genome assembly.
AUGGCUACUUCUAUUGUACCCAAGGAUAACUUUCACGCAGACACUGACGAUAUCGGUUUUGAAAUUUUCUGUCUUAUCUGGCUCGAUGAUAAUACAACCGCUAAAGAUAAUCGAGAUACAGAACAGAAAUUACGUUCUAUCAUUAAUCGUCUCAAAAAGUUUCAAGAUGUAAAACAAUGUCAAAAAUAUAUUGCAGAACGUUCACAAAAUGAACGAGUUGUCAUGAUUGUUAGUGGUCGAUUGGGAAGCGAAAUAGUCCCUUCUAUUCAUAAACUGCGACAAGUUAUAUCGAUUUAUGUGUAUUGCAUGGAUAAGAAACGUAAUAAACAAUGGGCUGACAAAUUCAAAAAAGUAAAAGCUGUUAUCGUUGAACUUGAUGAACUAAUUUCUCGAAUUCAAGCUGAUCAUAAAAUUCAGAAAAUGGUGGAAGAACCAUUAUCAAUUAAUGUUUUCACCAUAGGGUCUGAUUCAGGCAAGUCAACAGCUGAUGUAAAUGGUAAAUUUGUUUUUUUCCAACUUCUUAUUGAUUGUCUUCUACGAUUAAAAUCUACUGACAAAGAUACAAAUGAGCUUAUUAAACAUUGUGAAAAGGUAUAUGAAGGAAAUAAUUUUGAAUUAAGGAAUCUUCGUGAAUUUAAAAAGGAUUAUUCGCCUGACAAAGUCUUACGGUGGUAUACACGGCAAUCGUUCUUUUUCAAGACUCUUAAUACGGUUCUACGCACCGAAAAUAUACAUAUGAUUUUUUUAUUUCGUGCAUUUAUCUCUGAUAUACAACGUCAAUUAAAAAAGUAUCAAGCUAAACAGUCUCUACGAGUUUAUCGUGGACAGGUGAUAUCAAAACGUGAACUGAAAGCUUUACAGAAAUGUUGUGAUCAAUUUAUUUCCGUGAAUUCAUUUUUUUCUACUAGCACUGAUGAUGAACAAGCUAGUGUUUUUCUCAAUGUUCCUGAUGAUGCAGACAAUUUAGAACCAGUACUAUUUGAAAUCUAUGCCGAUCCUAAGAUAGCCACUACAAAACCAUUUGCUGAUAUCAGUGCACAUAGUGAAUUUCCUGGUGAAUCAGAAAUACUUUUCAUGCCUGGUUCUAUUUUUCGUUUGAACAGCGUCAAACGCAAUAGUGAUAAUCAAGUAUGGGUCAUCCAAAUGACGUUGUGUAGUGAGAAUGAACAUGAUUUAAAACAAGUUCUCACGUAUAUGAAACAACAACUUGGUAGUGGAGAAACAAAUCUUCGAACAUUGGGAAAAGUAUUAUGGAAAAUGGGAAAACUUGAUUUAGCUGAACAAUAUUUUACUCGUUUAUUAAAAGAACUUCCACCAAAUGACCCUUUACUCAGUAUUUUGUAUGAAGAUCUUGGUGAGCUGGCAUCACAGACUGGUGACUACAACAAGAGCAUCAAGUGGCAUCAAAAAUCACUCGCACUCAAGCAUCAGAAUGAAUUAAGUGAUACAGUCAAUAUUGAUCAACGUAAUAAUUAUAUUGAUGCACCAAAGACUCCCGAACACGUACCUGCUCCAGUUGUACCCAAACCUAAGGUGAAGCCAUUUGAUGCUUCACACCAAUUUAAAGGCGAACAAUUACCGAAAUCAGGUAUGUAA